This is a messenger RNA of Galendromus occidentalis (western predatory mite), 859 nucleotides long. RefSeq names its product jagunal (gene jagn). The record is from RefSeq and is a predicted model, not a curated record. NCBI's taxonomy places the organism in Eukaryota, Metazoa, Arthropoda, Arachnida, Mesostigmata, Phytoseiidae. Gene Ontology annotation, cellular component: endoplasmic reticulum membrane. The coding region runs from base 177 to 749 and encodes 190 amino acids. The transcript has 5 exons. Gene Ontology annotation, biological process: endoplasmic reticulum organization; vesicle-mediated transport.
UAUGUCGUCGUCGUCGUGGCCUCCUUAGUUGUCCGCAAGUUGGAACUUGGGCUCCUGCGUCCUAGUAGAAUUUCUGAACGUUGCGGAUCAACUCUCGAUCAUAUCUUGGAGACUUCCACUCGAUCAAGCGAAUAUUCCUGUGAGGUUCCGCUUGCACUGCGGCAGGAAGACGCUCGAUGGCUUCUAGAGCCGGAGCAUACGUCCAGGGAACCGAUGGCAGCGAUUUUCAACACCGGCAACGGGUUGCAGCCCAUUACCAAGCGAGCGCAGCUUACAAAUCCCGGCUAAAGAUGUCAAUAUUCUGCCACGGGAUACUCGCAAUAAUCCUCCUAGCUAAGGUCUCAGAAGAUAUUCUGGAUCGAUUAGACAUUUUCAUAUUGUCCCUGCAAGAGCUCUACGUUCCAAAGCCUCUCCCGUGGGAAUGGUGGUGGCUAUUGUCGGUUCCGAUCGCAAUUUUGGGACUAUCAGCGAUCCGGAAAAAUAAUGCUUUUUCCAUGAAGAUCUACUUCUCGGGAACGUUCACUUUCGGCGUCGUACCUAUCCUGGCGGCGGCGUUCAUUUAUUUCGGCGAAAUGUACGAAUACGUACAAACGAAGAAGAAUGUCGUUUUGUGGCAAGGAUAUCCCGUCGCUGUCUUGUGGUAUAUAUUCAUCGUUCUUGCCACACAGGUUCAUGCAUUCUCGUUGUAUUUUGCUCUACGACUGAUACUCGCAUGGCAGCGCACGACCGCUGCCCGGAAAGGGAACUGAGAGCUGUCUUUAUUUAUGAAGCAAGUUGAAUGUGUGCAUGGUGAUACGAAUGCUGCGUCCGAGCGGAAGAAGAAUAAAUUUCUAUCUUUGUAAUAUGUUCCAUAAGAAAG